Sapajus apella (tufted capuchin) is the source of this 6484-nucleotide messenger RNA. It is a transcript of the gene LGI2, whose product is annotated as leucine rich repeat LGI family member 2. The coding region runs from base 248 to 1885 and encodes 545 amino acids. The transcript is spliced from 8 exons. Gene Ontology annotation, molecular function: protein binding. Gene Ontology annotation, biological process: inhibitory synapse assembly. The record is from RefSeq and is a predicted model, not a curated record. Lineage: Eukaryota; Metazoa; Chordata; Mammalia; Primates; Cebidae.
GAGUGCGGCGGGCGCAGCGGCGGCGGCCGCCCAGCAGCCCGGGCUCGGGUGGGGGGGCGCCGAGUGGGGGUGGCGGCCAGCAUGCUGCUCGGCUGCGGCUCGGCCUCCCACACCCGCGGCGCCCUCGUCCUCGCCAGCAGCGGCGGCGGCGGAGCAGCGAGCGGCGCCCGCAUCUGCAGCGGCGCCGGGUCCGAGCGCGCGGCGCGGCGGCGGGGGUCGGGGCCCGGGCGGGGAACGGGGACCCGGCAUGGCGCUGCGGAGAGGCGGCGGCGGGGCGCUCGGGCUGCUGCUACUGCUGCUGGGCGCCGCGUGCCUGAUCCCGCGGAGCGCGCAGGUGAGGCGGCUGGCGCGCUGCCCCGCCACUUGCAGCUGUACCAAGGAGUCCAUCAUCUGCGUGGGCUCUUCCUGGGUGCCCAGGAUCGUGCCGGGCGACAUCAGCUCCCUGAGCCUGGUAAAUGGGACGUUUUUGGAAAUCAAGGACCGAAUGUUUUCCCAUCUGCCUUCCCUGCAGCUGCUAUUGCUGAAUUCUAACUCAUUCACGAUCAUCCGGGAUGACGCUUUCGCUGGACUUUUUCAUCUUGAGUAUCUGUUCAUUGAAGGGAACAAAAUAGAAACGAUUUCCAGAAACGCCUUUCGUGGCCUCCGUGACCUGACUCACCUCUCUCUGGCCAAUAACCACAUAAAAGCACUACCAAGGGAUGUCUUCAGUGAUUUAGACUCUCUGAUUGAACUAGAUUUAAGGGGUAAUAAAUUUGAAUGUGACUGCAAAGCCAAGUGGCUGUACCUGUGGUUGAAGAUGACAAAUUCCACCGUUUCCGAUGUGCUGUGUAUUGGUCCGCCAGAGUAUCAGGAAAAGAAGCUCAAUGAUGUGACCAGCUUUGACUAUGAAUGCACAACUACAGAUUUUGUCGUUCAUCAGACUUUGCCCUACCAGUCGGUUUCAGUGGAUACGUUCAACUCCAAGAAUGAUGUGUACGUGGCCAUCGCGCAGCCCAGCAUGGAGAACUGCAUGGUGCUGGAGUGGGACCACAUCGAAAUGAAUUUCCGGAGCUACGACAACAUUACAGGUCAGUCCAUCGUGGGCUGCAAGGCCAUUCUCAUCGAUGAUCAGGUCUUUGUGGUGGUGGCCCAGCUCUUCGGCGGCUCUCACAUUUACAAAUACGACGAGAGCUGGACCAAAUUUGUCAAAUUCCAGGACAUCGAGGUCUCUCGCAUUUCCAAGCCCAACGACAUCGAACUGUUUCAGAUCGACGACGAGACAUUCUUUGUCAUCGCAGACAGCUCGAAGGCUGGUCUGUCCACAGUUUAUAAAUGGAACAGCAAAGGAUUCUACUCGUACCAGUCUCUGCACGAGUGGUUCAGGGACACAGAUGCGGAGUUUGUUGACAUCGAUGGAAAAUCGCAUCUCAUCUUGUCCAGCCGGUCCCAGGUCCCCAUCAUCCUCCAGUGGAAUAAAAGCUCUAAGAAGUUUGUCCCCCAUGGUGACAUCCCCAACAUGGAGGACGUACUGGCCGUGAAGAGCUUCCGCAUGCACAACACCCUCUACCUUUCCCUCACCCGCUUCAUCGGGGACUCCCGGGUCAUGAGGUGGAACAGUAAGCAGUUCGUGGAGAUCCAAGCUCUUCCAUCCCGGGGAGCCAUGACCCUGCAGCCCUUUUCUUUUAAAGAUAAUCACUACCUGGCCCUGGGGAGUGACUAUACAUUCUCUCAGAUAUACCAGUGGGAUAAAGAGAAGCAGUUGUUCAAAAAGUUUAAGGAGAUUUAUGUGCAGGCACCUCGAUCUUUCACAGCUGUCUCCACUGACAGGAGAGAUUUCUUUUUUGCAUCCAGUUUCAAAGGGAAAACAAAGAUUUUUGAACAUAUCAUUGUUGACUUAAGUUUGUGAAGGUGUGGUGGGUGAAAUUAAAAGACAUGUAGCAUUAGCUCUCGCAAGAGAGGACCAAGAGAAAUCAACAAACCAGUCAAAGUCAGGCUCGGAGCUCUGAAAUUAAAAAGCACUGAAAUAGACGUUUUCAAAUUUUUAGAACUCACAUUUUAAUCAGGGAUUGCAUUUAUUGGCUAACUGCAUGACAUGCCCAUUCUACCAUUUAAACAAAACAUCUUAAAGCUUGUAAUUUCUGAGAAAAGAGUACAGCAUUUACUCUUCCCAUCUAGAAACGUAAUAUGCUUUUCUUUCCCUUUUUAAUGAGGAAGGAGAAAAUUGAUAAGAUGGGACAGCUCUUAUGAUGAAAUAAAAAAAAAAAAAAACCUUGGGCCCCCCUCAUUCCACUUUAGUAAUCUUUUUGGUUAGAACUCUUAAAGCCAAAAGUCAGCUGGAAAGAUUUGCUGAUUAUUAGUUUAAAAAUCUUGUAACACUCAGCAGUGCUAUUUUGAGUCAUUGCAGCUUCUUGAAAGUAAUGCCCGGUCUUCCUGAGUCCUUAAUAGCAGAAUGUUGGUGAUUUUGUUGGCUCCUAUGAAUGCUUGUCCUGGGUAUGUUAACAAUUUAAUGUUUGGCAUUGCUUCCUCUGCCACAGAGAAAAUAUUCUGGUGACACAUGUCUAGACCCAGCACAGGCUGUAGGCCCAGGAGCGAGACAAAGGCGUUUUUUCCUCUUUCCUACCAUUCAAAGCUGACCCUUGUGGUGGCCGGAGCAGUAAAGCUUGUGUGAUGCUCUUCGUGGCUCAUCUGCUUCUCUGAACCCGCCCUUUGAGUCUGUGGGUGACCAGCAGACAGGCCAAAGACCGAAUGGUGCUUUUCAUUUUGUCCUUUACAGGGAUGAAACAGUUAUUUCCAUCUGAUGAGCCUUUGGUAGCAUUUUUGAAGUGAGAUUUUACGAAGUCAAAGGGGACUUUACACAGAUCUCGGCAUGCUUUGAAACCUAGAGGUGGCCGUUUGAUUUGUGCGUGUCCUUGCCCUCUGGAUGACUUAAUAUUUCAAGUCAUCGAAUACCAACUUCCCUGCCGGCCCACCUGCCUUCCUCCCCACUUGCGUAACAGUCCUGUUUUGUUGAGUUGCUGCUGUUGCUACUGCCAGAGCAGCCCACACCAAACCACAACCCAAGACACUCAGAUAGGAACGCUCCUCCCUCUCCCCGCACUCUACCAAAGGAAACGCUCCAGGACGCACGUGCUCACAGGAGACCAUGUGUUGGCUGUGGAGUCAGCCUGUGCAGGCUGGGGGCUCUCAGGCUAAUCAGUAGGGACCAGCUUUGGAGCCAGCCAAGCUGAAUCCCACACUCCGAGUCUGUGCUCAAGAAACCAGAUGGCAUAUUUCCAAAUGGGCCUCUCUGAUACACACAAUAGGGAAGCUGGUGGGGAACCGUUGUGUGGAAGGUUCUUAGUGGAUGUUCUGCCUGGUUAGCUGGUUCUCUUCAGAGAAUCUAAAGUGAAUGCCUUUGGGGUAGCUCUGGAAGAGAAACCCAACAACUUCACUCCUAGCCAUGAAAAUAGCACGAUCAUAUUGUACUGUAUUGUUAUUUUAAAAUGAUUAUUUGCCAUGUCAUGAGUAGGUAGAUGUUUUGCCACAAAUAUGAAUGUGUUUGUUGUUUCCUGACUUUAAGCAAUGCAGACGGAGGCAAUAAAUAGCACUCAGAGAAUGAGGCAUUGAUGUUACUUCAGCACUCUUGGGUAUGUUCUGGGUCUACUGUAGGCUGAGGCUUCCAGCCUCAGAAACCGCAGAUUUUAAUGAACGAACUCACCCACACAUAGUAGUGUUGUUACUUGAAACGUCUGCAAAAUACCAAGCAAACAGGAGAAAAGUGGUUUGUUUUCAUAUUUAAGUGCAAAUUACUUUCUUCUGCUUUUUCUUUUUUUUUUUUUUUUUUCUGCCUUCUUGGUUUAUUUGAACAGGGUACAAAUGCCCAGGUCUCCACCUUGGAGGCUGAAAGGGGAAAAGCCCUGCCAUUCCUCCAGCCCUAAAGAUGGCAAGCUCUUCUUUCUGUUGCAUGGAACCCCUCAGAUAAACCUGGGCGGAAAAAUGGGUACUUGGCAAACUGUAGGAGAUAUUUAGACAGCCCCAGCAACUGUGUCAGAUCAAAGUGAUGUUCCCAAUUCCAGCCGCCUGUAGGGAUGGCAAGGUGGCAUCUUUUCACAGUGUUGCCACUGCAGAGAGGUAUCACAUUCCCAGCUGCACCUCUGAGGGGAAAUUGGCCACUGACCCCCUGCACUCACUAUUCUGAUCAUGCCACCAGAUUCUGGGAAACCGGGAAACACAGGGCACCGGGCUUAGGAUGGGGAGAGUUGUCGAGUCCAGAUGGGGAAUGAGGGGGUGAAAGAAUGAUCUAAACAGGUGACGGGUGAGGGCUGAGAAGUGGGGGACCCACUCAACUGCAGUCAGCUUUUCCUUUUUUAUAAUUUUAUUUUAUGCAAGACUAAAGCCUCCAAUCUAUAGAGUGCCUAUUUCUGUGGGAGGAGAUAUUUGUUCUGGCCAACUUACUAAAGGAGCAUAGAUGCUCUUGGCACAGGGUGGCAAAACCUUUGCUUCGUUAAUCUUACUGCUCCGUCCCAAGAAUCUCUGAAGUUUUAAACAAUUUCUGCAAGAACCAUUCUUCCAGUAAUAAUGUAAAACAAAAAAACCAACCGAGCAAGAGCAAAAGUGCAAAGCAGAGAAAUACGUGGACCGUCCCCAGCGGAGAUCAGCUUGAAGGAAGGGACAGAUCUUUCUUCUGCCUUCCCUCCCAUCACCCAUUGGGUGGUCAUCUGCUCAGCUUGUCUGUUCAUGAGCUCUGUGGCUAGGCUCCUGGACUGAUCCCUCUGUGCAGCUAUGUGGCUUUAAGGCCUUUCUGUAAAGGGGAGACUUGUCCCCAUACUCCAUAGAGUCAGGAAUGAGUCUGUUACCAAGACUCUAAGAAUAAACCUUAGAUGUGAGGAGCACUGUGUUCUUGGACAGUGGGUAAUGAGGCCACCUUACAUUUUAGCAAAGCUUUAUAUUUUUCCAAUGCACAUUGAUAUUCACCUCAUUUGUUCAUAAAUAGUUCUGCAGUUUAUUGCAGGGCAGUAUUAUUCUAAUUUCAGAGAGAAGGGAAUAGACAUGAAAACUAUAUAAAUUGCCUGCCCACAGUUAUCCAAUCGGGACUGGCAAAGCUAGAACUUUUCCUCUGAUCAGCAGAUGUUGAAUUUUCUUUCUAAGACACCUUGCUAUACUCUCCCAAAGAAAGACCUUCAUUUCUAUCAUGAUUUUGAAUUUGGCAGCACCUUGAGAUAAAGUAACAAGUGCAGUAAAAUAUGCAUAGCCAGAAGAAAAAUCAUGCUGAAUAGACACCAUUCAAUCAACCGAUCCAUUUAACAAUGAACAAACAUACUAUUACAUACAAGGCCCCACUCUUGAAAGUCUUCCAGAAAUUUUGGUUAGCUUUCUGUUGUUCUAAGGAGGAUUUCUAGCUGGUCUGGCUUUUUCUCUCCCUGCAUAGCCAUGGGAGGGAUGUUGAAGUUGAAGCACAUCUGGUUCUUGUCACAAUGUCCACCAGAUAAACAAGAAGAGAUCUGUGUAGGAAAAAUUCAAACCCUGAACGCACGAGCAGUGAUGGAUUGCUCUCAGCCAUCAACACCCUUCGGGGAGCACACUGAAAAUGGCAGAGUUGCAUUUUUCUUCCCCAUGGAGAGGCUGUGUAUUUUUAGGAAAGAAAUCAGCGUGGGAUGCCGGAGGUUUGACGGCCAGGAACGCUCAUGAUGGAAAUUUCUCCAGCCUGGGAUGUAAUGACGGGAAGAUGACGUUCUGCAGGAGGGGAUGUUUGCAUGUCACCUAAAGAAAAUCUCUUAAGCUGGCUUCCCGAUUCUUCCGCAGAGGUAUCAGCCUCUCCUUCACAGCUGCGGAAGGAAGUUCUUUAAUUAGGCAGUGGUCAAAGAUUCUGUUCAACAGCUUCCUGGAGUGGAAUACAAUAAUCUAGUUGUAUGCAAUGACGCAAUGAGAAAGUGGUCCAGAUUUGGGUGGCAAUGGAAAGGGAAUGGCAAAGUGGGGCAGAUGGCUCUGGAGGAAGCUUGGGAAAGUAAAAACAAAGUAAAAGAAAGGGGAAAAAGGAUAAUGAUUUCCUUUGCCUCAGCCAGGCAAGCAGAGGGUAGAAUGACCAGGAAAAUUAACAGCAUCUCAGUUAUUAACGAAGAGAAGAACUGUAAUGCUCAUUCAAAUAAGAAUUAUAUUGUAAAGCUACUGAGAUCUAAAGGAAGUCAUUAUUAUCCUUACUGUAUUCCAUUGCCUGUAGCAAAACCUAUUAUCUUCUAGUAGGAAACAUUCUCUAUCCCUUUGACUAUCAGGAAGGUAUAAGAAUUGUGAUAAAAUAGGCCAAUAUGCUAUUUGGUACCAUUUUUAUGUAUUUUAAAUGCAUAACCUAGAUAAAAUAAGAAUAGUUUCUAUGUGUAAAGAAGCAAGUUUUACAGUAUGCAGACUACAAUGGAUGUAUUUUAGGCUGUAUAUAUAUUUAGCUCUUUUUGGUAAAUAGAGUGUGCAAACGAUAUGCCUCUUAAUGCAAUGUAUUCGGUAAGCCUAUGAAUAAAAAGUGGUUCAUGCCUAA